GAAAGUUCCCAAGCGCUGAGCGCUCCAGCUCAAGUUUCACAACAUAUAUAACGCAUGCAGUGUAGUUCACACCGGUAUCAUGCUGCAACAAAAUCGCCCACCCGUCUCAUGACAGUUACUGCCAGAGGAGGAUACCAAAUGGUUCCCGUGCACGACCGACCACGCCUUUUUCGCUGCUCAUGUGUGCGACCACAGAGAAUAUUCACAAUCUUGAAAUUUGUGCUUCCUCUGGUGUUCAUCAUAUGUUACACGAUAUACUACCUCUAUGACCCGCGCGGCCACAUUGACCUCGUAUUAUACCAACGAGAAUGGAUACAGCGCGAAAUACUCCCGCUGUCCCCACUUGGCGGAUGCUUUGAGCCUGAACGCAUCAGCCCGUUGUAUAAUGUCAGCGAGGCCGUGUAUGGCAAGAAGCGCUUUGAGGUUCAGGCAGGAGUAACGAUGCGGAUGGGUAUGGACUGCUACGAGUUUGCAGGAACGGUAAGGUUUGCAGAAGGGGAGUGGAAUCAGGAGGGACGGUAUAUCCCACCAGAGGAGCGAGCGCAGUUCCACACGUAUUGGCGCGUCGAUCUCGCGCCCCUCGACGAGAGACAAGAAUACAUGUUAAAGUCAUUCUUCGCUACGCAAGACCUCCCCCGCUCUCGUCUAAUACUCUGGUCGAAUGGCGACCUAUCACUCAAUCCGAUCGUACAAAAAUAUCUCGAGCUGGUAGUGGAUAUACCUGAGUUAGCCAAGGGCACGCCGAUGGAGAGUCAUCGGUUGCUCAAUCUCGAGGAUAAGAAGGCAUGGGUGGACGGUGACCUCGUCCGCUUACUUGUCAUCUGGACAUAUGGUGGUGCUUGGAUAGACAUGGACAUGCUCCUCACCCGAGACCUCUCCCCACUACUUGAGCACGAGUUCGUGACGCAAUGGGACUGCUACGACAAAAUUUACCAAGCGUUUAAUGGCGCACUCAUGCACUUCCGCAAGCACUCGCCCUACCUCUCUCCCCCACGCUCUCCUAGCACCGAUUGGGGUGCAAUUUUAUACCUUCGACUUUGGCGGCGCCUCCUCAGCGAAUCCAUACCACCCUUCAAAAUUCUACCGUUCUGCUUGUCCGAUCCCUCUAGCAUAUAUUUGCCGUGCAUUUGCAUAAUCGUUGGGAUAGGGCCUUUCCCAAGGGCGGAUGGGUGGAUCGGCUGUUGUUGAGGAAGUAUGAAGAGAAGAUACAGAAGAAGGUGAGAAUAAAUGGCGAGCUAUGAUGUAUUCAUCUGCUGUGAGUGCUUUGGUCAUGGGCGGAGGCAGCAGAAACUAAUGGCGUUUGCUAUGGGCUGAAUAGCACUUAGACGAUUCAAAACACUUAAUGAUGCAAUAUUUACGCAUUGCACUAUAAUUUUUAUCGCAGGAACCGGUGGGUAUGCAGAGAGGACCUCGCCGAUUAAACCGUAUUAGAUGCCUGUGGGGGUCCUUCCAGAACUUGAUUGCAUACGAUCAUUCUACGCUCAUAUGAUAAUGCACGAA
Suillus paluster is the source of this 1500-nucleotide messenger RNA. RefSeq names its product glycosyltransferase family 32 protein. Gene Ontology annotation, biological process: glycosphingolipid biosynthetic process. The record is from RefSeq and is a predicted model, not a curated record. The transcript is spliced from 6 exons. The coding region runs from base 55 to 1188 and encodes 377 amino acids. NCBI's taxonomy places the organism in Eukaryota, Fungi, Basidiomycota, Agaricomycetes, Boletales, Suillaceae. Gene Ontology annotation, molecular function: hexosyltransferase activity.